CAAACAUUCUACUUCAAUUCCACUUCACCAUGGCAGCAACCGGCAGUGUGUACAGGAACAAUAGUAACAUCGAUAGCAGCAAUAACGGCAGUAGCAACAACAACAGCGGUAGUAGCAAUACUACCAACUACAAUGAAACGAAAGACCUGCCAAUAUCUUUUUCGGCCACGUUGACAGAAGAGGCUCUGUAUGAUCCGCGCGGUCUUCAGUAUGUCGAGCCCACGCAGACUAGUCUCCAGUGCUCUGUCUGCUGCGAGUACUUCACAGAGCCUGUUAGUGCGCCCUGUGGGCACACAUUUUGCCGUGCCUGUAUUCUCCAAGCGCUAGAAGUCCGUAAUGGCUGUCCUCUCUGCCGAACAAAGAUUGAUCCUGCAAUGUUGUAUGAAGUGAUUGCACUGUCUAGAAUUUGUGACGAACUGUUGGUGUAUUGUCCACACAAAGAACUUGGCUGCAAUCACACUUGCCAAAGGAUCCAGAUUGGUCAGCAUCUCAAGGAUGACUGCGUUUACAUUGGAACAUUAUGUCGUGAGCACCACAAGACUUGCCCAGCCGAGAGUGUGACCUGUCCACAUUGCGAAACAACUCGGGCACGACUUCGACAUCUGGAGCAUAUUAAAACAUGUCCACAACAAAUCAUUCCCUGCACGCUUUCAGAAUUCGGCUGUCCAUGGAAAGGCCCUCGAUUUGAUUUGGAAGCAAUCCACAUUCCUCAAUGCCCUUAUGAAGCUAUUCGCGGGUUUUUAGAAUUAUCAAAGUCAAAAAUGGAGGCACUAGAACAGGAAAAUCAACAUCUGAGAGGGAUUUUUCACGACUUGAGACCGCAGGUACAACAACUGCGCGACCAGGUUGGGCAGAUUCAAGAGUCGCUCCAGCUGAUCGCGGAACAGGAGCAAGAACAGGCUGCAGGCUCAAAUAUUAACAAUAGUGGCGGCGGAAUCUCCUUUGGGACGCUUGGAGGAUUCAUGGAUAUGAACUACCACCAGUACCAACACCGGCCUCAAUUUUCACCACGGAUAGAUAGGCGUGAGUCGUAUGAUCUAGUUAGUGUUAAUGGUGUUGAUAAUGAGAUGGAAAUGGAAAGGCAAAGAGCAAGUACUAUGAACAGGAACAACAGUAUCGGAGCCGAGUCCAUGAUGUCCAGCGGCGCUGGAGCGGGUGGCGUUAUGACGCCUGGGAAUGCUGCAGAGGCCCACGAGCUAUUGAUCUCGGAGAACGAGCGCAUCCGGUCAGAGAUAGAGACGCUUACGGCUGGCCUAGCCUCACUGGAGCUUAAGCAGAACAUGGCCAUCAUGACAGAGAGCAUGCGGAUACAGGAGGAGGUUCAGAGUCUGCGGGCUGUUUGUCAUGGCCUUCGGAUGCAGAUGCACUAUUUACUACUGGAGCAACAAAACCUUCGGCAUCAUCCAGGCCCUCCGCCGCCCCCUGGAUCACCCGCUGGGGCUGUGGGUGGGAACCAGCCAGGGUUGAAGGGAAGCGUGAAUGGAGGACCAUCAGGGGAUAGUACAGCCAACGGACGAUCGCUAAGUGUAAGCGGGCCUCCACGACCCCGUUUGUCAGAUGGAUUGGGACGUCAAGACACCAAAUUAUAAUGACUAUCUAUUCCUCGCGUGCUAAAACAACAAUAGCAGUAAUAAUAUAGGUAGCAGUGUUUUCUAAGGACCAGCACUUAUGCAUGUUUUUUAGAGCUGCGAUGUUUGCAGUGUGUUGUCCAGAGUAGAUUGGUAUACUUAUAAGCCACAAUUAUUGUAAUUCAGACGGAUACUGGGACUAAACUGCCUCCAAGGUAGGGCAUUGCUGGGCUCGCAACUUCCUCAUUCCUGAAAUAUCCCAAUAUGCAGG
Molecule: messenger RNA, 1839 nt
Organism: Lobosporangium transversale
Lineage: Eukaryota; Fungi; Mortierellomycota; Mortierellomycetes; Mortierellales; Mortierellaceae
Exons: 4
Coding region: 30-1589 (519 amino acids)
Molecular function (GO): zinc ion binding
Source: RefSeq, a predicted model, not a curated record